UUUGUCGUAGCUUGUUUCCAAGCCUCUUUUUGUUUGACAGGAGUGGUGGCUGCCAAAACGCACCAGGACCUCAUUGAAGGAAUUCCUGAUGUUCGAAAGGUUGUGGAUGAUAGAAUCCUAGAUGAUGAGGUUCUUACCAAGCAGCGGGAAAUUUCACAAUUGAAAGCAGAGAUUGCGCAGACCAAGGAAAUUCUCCGAAAAAAGGAGGAAGAGAUGAAAAAAGUCAAAAGCGAAGCUUUUAGUGCAGCACAAGAUGCUAGACGCAUUGUACUUGAGCAUGAAAAAGAAAAAGAACCAAUCCACUCACUUCCUGGCAAUCAAAGAGAGGUAAGAACAGUCCCAAGCAGCAGCGUUGCCAGUGCGAGACUGGUAAAAGAUCAGGCAAGCAAGCAGGUUGCGGAAGGCGAUCAGCGUGCAGUGUCAGGCAACGAAUCAGCGGAGAAAGCGACCAAAGCCACGGCGACCAAAGUGACCACAGUCACCAAAAAUCACUCGAACCACUCCGAGGCAAACAUCUCAGUGUCCCAUUCCAAUGUCUCAGCCGUGAGGUACGGCUCCGAAGCGUGCCCAUGCAUCGGUUUUGAUAACUUGGAAGGUGAAGCAUUGACAUUGAUCGAUGGAAAGAUGGUCAAGUACCCAGCAGAUCUUGGGAGCAGUUGCGACACUUGGGAUGAUGGGGUCCACCCUCAGUGCGCAGAAUCAGAGAAGGGCAAAUGGUGCGGGCAGCCCUGGUGUUAUGUAGAUCCUCGACAAUGCAAACUGGAUGUGCUUCCCACAAUGAGUACAUACAUGCCCACAGCACGUUACAAGCACAUGCCCCUUUUCUACUCAUACUCCACCUGCGGAAGCAGCUGGGGGCAAGAAGCGCAGGUUGCGGUGAUGGGCAACGGUGGAUGCAGAUGUGUUGGUGUCAACAACAUGCCAGGGAGCCUUAAAUUUGACAUUGAUCAAGACAAUGUGCUCUAUCCUGCGGAAGCUGGUGGUUCAUGUGACGCAUGGGACCUUGACAACCAUCCUCAGUGCACUGUGAAGGGUAGCAAACCAGAAUGGUGCAACAGGAAAUGGUGCUUUGUAGAUCCUUGCUCUUGUUCUGUGUCGCAACCACCCAAGGUGUCCACCUACCUCAAUGGAACUAUGCAAGGAAAGAGUAUCUACUACUCCUAUGAGACUUGCGGCAACGAGGAUAUGUUUACUGCCACCUAUGCGAAGGCAGUCUGUGUCCUGGAGAAGACCAAGGAUACGUGCAACAAAAACCCAAAAUGUCUAUGGUCUGGUGAUUCAUGCCUGGGCAAGGAACUUGUUGAUAAAGAUGCCUGUUUGGCGAAAACAGCCCAAGAGGCUCAAACCUCAGAGGAGGAGGAGAGAAGCUUCGCGGCAUCGCUUGCCUCACAAGUACGCUGA
Cladocopium goreaui is the source of this 1401-nucleotide messenger RNA. The record is from the annotation of a GenBank genome assembly. Lineage: Eukaryota; Dinophyceae; Suessiales; Symbiodiniaceae.